Ipomoea triloba (trilobed morning glory) is the source of this 1685-nucleotide messenger RNA. Its product is annotated as mannan endo-1,4-beta-mannosidase 7. Bases 188 to 1480 code for a protein of 430 amino acids. The record is from RefSeq and is a predicted model, not a curated record. The transcript has 5 exons. Gene Ontology annotation, molecular function: hydrolase activity, hydrolyzing O-glycosyl compounds. NCBI's taxonomy places the organism in Eukaryota, Viridiplantae, Streptophyta, Magnoliopsida, Solanales, Convolvulaceae.
GAUAAAAGGGUUUCAGUUUCUUGUUAUUAUAUUCCAUCAUUUAAUUUACAGUUUUCUUUUUUCCUUUUCCCUGUUCUACUCAAUGACAAAAUUAUUAUAUACAGCCCCACGUUGUUGUGCAUAGCCUUUUAAAUACCAGUUUUAUUUGGUUUAAUUUCCCCUUCUCAUCUGCCAUUAGAAAGAUCAGAUGAGGCAUUUUGGUUUAUCUCUGUUUUUGGCCCUUCUUCUUCUUGUUCACCAAAAUUGCUUCGUGUAUCCAGCGACAGCAAGCGAUGGGUUCAUAAGAACCAAAGGGAUCCAUUUCUUGUUGAACGGAUACCCUUUCUAUGCAAAUGGGUUCAAUGCCUAUUGGCUGAUGUACAUGGCUUCUGACCCUUCCCAGAGAUCAAAAGUUUCUGAAGCCUUUAGAGAUGCCUCUAGCCAUGGCCUCACUGUGGCAAGAACUUGGGCUUUCAGUGAUGGUGGAUACAAUCCUCUUCAGUAUGCUCCUGGCUCUUACAAUGAACAUAUGUUCAAGGGGUUGGAUUUUGUGAUAGCUGAGGCUAAAAAGUAUGGGAUUAGGGUGAUAUUAAGCCUGGCAAAUAAUUAUGACAGUUUUGGUGGAAAGAAGCAGUAUGUGAACUGGGCUAGAGCUCAGGGGCAGUACCUUACAUCAGAAGAUGAUUUCUUUACAAACUCUGUUGUUAAGACUUACUACAAAAACCAUGUUAAGACUGUUCUGAACAGACUCAACACUUUCAUUGGAGUUGAGUACAAGAAUGACCCAACAAUCAUGGCUUGGGAGCUGAUGAAUGAGCCUAGGUGCACCUCAGAUCCAUCUGGGAAGACCAUUCAGUCAUGGAUAACAGAAAUGGCUGAUUACGUGAAGUCCAUAGAUACAAACCAUCUGGUAGAAGCUGGUUUAGAAGGAUUUUACGGCCAAACAUCUCCACAGAGGACCAAACUCAACACAAACGUCAACAUAGGAACAGACUUCAUUGCCAACAAUGCUGUCCCCGCAAUCGAUUUUGCCACCACUCACGUCUACCCUGAUCAGUGGUUAACUAGCUCCAACGACCAAACCCAACUCUCAUUCCUCAGCGACUGGCUCAACGCCCACAUCCAAGAUUCUCAGGACAUUCUCAACAAGCCUUUGCUCAUCUCGGAGUUCGGCAAAUCCCAGGACGACCCGGGCUUCACCGCCGACAAGAGGGAUCUUCUGUACAAGACCGUGUACUACAACAUAUAUUCGUCGGCCAGGCGCGGCGGCGCGGCCGCCGGGGGUCUCUUCUGGCAGCUCUUAGCCGAAGGGAUGGAUAAUUUCGGCGACGGGUACGAGAUAAUCUUGAGCCGGAGAACAUCCACUGCGAAUCUCAUUGCCCAGCAGUCGCACAAGCUUUAUCAGAUUCGGAGAAUCUUCGCGACGAUGACGGGCAUUGAGAGCGUGAAGAGAGCAGGGGCUGUCAGUAGGGGCAGGGGAAGAAGACAAAUUGGAAACUGAAGAUUGGAUCAUUCAAGUGUGUCUGGUCGGGGCGUGGAGCGAGAAAAUUUGGCCUUUUGUGAGUGAGUGUAUGCACUAAAUUUUAGUCGUGCGAUUUUUCUUAGAGGUGAAUAUUGUUCACCCGGGGAGUAAUAUUAAUAUUUAAUUAUUUAUUUAUUAUGCAUUCUAAUAUUAAUUAUUAUAUUAUAUGGAAUAGUGUUUAUUA